UUGUUAUUUCUGCCCAAGCAAGAAUCUUUUGUGGUGGGCAUUGGUUAUCUGUGCAAAAAUCUGCAUUUUCAUGAGAAUUCAUCAUCUGGGUCGCCAUAAAAAUGCAAUCUUUAGAGAAGAACAAUGCUGAUUUGGAAACGGGUGGCAAUGGCGGCGGGGGUGUUAGUGUCAGCUCCAUUUCCGGCGAGAUUACCGGCGUGCCGGAAAAGAGGAGGAGAUCUUCGGCGGUGGAGGUGGAUCUGGAAGCUGCUGGUGGGGAGCAAGAAAACGAGGUACAUUCGGAGAAACCUGAGAGGGAUUGUCGGAUAUGUCAUCUGAGCUUGGAUGCGGAGAAUCCGGAAUCUGGGCUUCCCAUGGAACUAGGUUGUUCUUGUAAGGAUGAUUUGGCGGCUGCUCACAAGCAUUGUGCUGAGGCUUGGUUCAAGAUAAGGGGAAACAAGACCUGCGAGAUCUGUGGAUCAGUUGCACACAACGUGGUCGGGAUAAGUGAGGCCGAGCCAGCAGAGCAGUGGAGCGAGGGAAGCACAGCCGCGGUGACAACAGAAACAGCGCCAACGCCCCCAGCAGAGGCUCGCAACUUCUGGCAAGGCCACCGGUUUCUCAACUUCUUGCUGGCCUGCAUGGUUUUCGCCUUCGUCAUUUCGUGGCUCUUCCACUUCAAUGUGCCCUCAUGAGAAUCAUGAAAAGGGGAAAACAUGGAUUGUAAUCUUAUUUGUGAUGUGUUCCUAAAGGUUGUAAUAUGGUAAUAUCAUUGAGGUUGUUUUCUUAAGUUAAAUAGAAAAAAUGUAGUUUGUUGUGACUCUAUAAAUCCCCACUGUGGUUCAUGUUGAACAACUGUUUCAUGAUCUGUGUUCUGCCAUUACAGAUUUAAGGCUUUUUGGAUUGUAUCCAGUAUUGAUUAGCACCUUAUUACGGUCAGGAUUAAACAUUUAUUAUCACAUCAAAAGAUGUAGCUAGUAGUGGCGAAGGCACAA
This is a messenger RNA of Ipomoea triloba (trilobed morning glory), 974 nucleotides long. RefSeq lists its product as uncharacterized. Gene Ontology annotation, molecular function: zinc ion binding. The transcript is spliced from 2 exons. The record is from RefSeq and is a predicted model, not a curated record. The coding region runs from base 102 to 674 and encodes 190 amino acids. Lineage: Eukaryota; Viridiplantae; Streptophyta; Magnoliopsida; Solanales; Convolvulaceae.